GUGGACGGAUUCUCUCUGUUACAUCCGUCUCACUUGACGCAUGUCCAUUGUGCGUGUGCUAACUUUAUCUCACGCCGCACAGAUAGACUACUACUGUAUUUUUACCAUUUUUCUUUCAGCUCAUAUUUGGUCUCAAAUGCUGAUACUAUGUGGGAAUGCAUAAAGCUCCAGCAAGCUAUCAGCAUGCACUCCUUGGGUGGGAAGCCCUCAACGCCACCCCGGCCACGGUGCUCCACGCCCAAGUGGAGAACUUGGCCGGGCAGGUGCCCGCUCUGUUGAUGUACUGGGUGGCGAUGCGGUGGAGGCGUUUGGCACCGAAGCCCCACCAGACGCUCGCAGCUGCUGAUGUAGUCGCUGACGUGGCUGUACGGCAGCCAGUCGAUCAUGGCGCCGUCGUACACUACGUCUCCGCUGAACAGCAGCUUGUUGUCGCGGUCAUGGAGACAGAUGCUGCCCCUGGAGUGACCCGGCAUGUGAAGCACCGUCAGCUGUCUGUCGCCCAGGUUGAUGACGUCACCUGCACAGGAGACAUACACAAGAUGAGUCAGGUACAGAAGAGGUGAGCAGCAAUCAUGGCAGGUAAGGGACGUGGAGUGGCUGCUUUCACCUUCAACAUUGAAGCUCUGGGCAUCGGCAGAGGCAGCAUGCCAGAAGCCAGGGUGGGGCCCAGUCCACUCUUUCCAGUCACAGACUUCAAGCCUGUGCCACUGAAGGUGGGUGAGGAUGAGGACUACAUGCUGGCCCUCAAACAGGAGAUGAGGGGAACCAUGCGGCGGAUGCCAUACAACAUCGAGUUCCACUCCAAUAAGGCAGAUGUCGAGAAAUACACCGAGAGAUACUUGAAGCAAAAGCAGAUGGAUGAUGAGGAAUGGACACCAGACUGGAAUGUCUUCCCAAAAGAACUGAUGCCACAAAAGAAGAAAACCAGAGUGAAAGCAGGCCUGAAAAAGAAGAAACCAGUGAAGAUAUCCAACACAGAUGCAGAAGAAGUGUUGACUAAAUUGAAUGAGCUGGAGAAGAAAGACGACGGUGACAAGUCAGACGAAGACAAACCAAAGAAGACAGGAAAUGAAGAGGAGGAGGAGGAGGAAAUUGAAGGCGAGGAAUACGAGGAAGAGGAAGUUGAAGAGGACAAUGACUACAUUGAAAGCUACUUUGACAAUGGUGAAGACUUUGCAGCAGGCAGUGAUGACAACAUGGAUGGAGAAGCAACAUACUGACUCUUAACCUCAACGACUUCAAUGUGCUUUCAUUAUAUAUUAGGUUGGACUGCUGUCAAAAUGAGUGAUUUUUGUUUAUACUGUAAAAAAAAAAAAGCUUUAUUUAAAGAGCUGUGUAAAUAAGAAAUGCCAAACUGUAUGCAUGCUGGCAAUAUUUGAAAAUAGAUUUGUUUAUUCUCCAGCCUGUAAGAACAUUUCCACAGGUUGAAAGGCACAUACUGUCAUCAGAAAAUAUUUUUCCACAAUCUACACAAGUGAAGUAAAAGGGCUUUACACAGAACACAAAACCUCUCAUAAUUGCAUCAUUGGGGGAAUGCUGUACAAUUUUCCACUGAGCCUAAUAUUGUUUUUAAGUGACAUUUUCUCUAUUUCAAAAGAAAGCACAUCAAUAAUUGGUAACUUCCAUAUACAAUGGCACAAUAGUCUGGAAGUAUUAUUUCUAAAUGAAAACAAUGAACAUGAUUUCUCCUACAAAUAACCAUGUAAUAUGCAAUAUGGACCAAAUACAGUACAAAAUUACUUUAAACCCAAAUGCAUAAUUUAACUGUUCAAAAUGGAAAUGAACUGUCCAUAUUUGUGGAAAAUUGCAUGUGGCUUCAAAGGCAGCAGCAGCAUGAAUGACAGUCCAUUUGCAAGGUCCUCUUGGUUUAAAUUAAUAGAAAUAUAUAAAUGUUUGUUCCCACUAAAGUGACUUUCCCUCAAGAUUGC
This is a messenger RNA of Dunckerocampus dactyliophorus (ringed pipefish), 1928 nucleotides long. RefSeq names its product polymerase (RNA) III (DNA directed) polypeptide G (gene polr3g). The coding region runs from base 573 to 1220 and encodes 215 amino acids. Gene Ontology annotation, cellular component: RNA polymerase III complex. Gene Ontology annotation, biological process: transcription by RNA polymerase III. The transcript is spliced from 10 exons. The record is from RefSeq and is a predicted model, not a curated record. Lineage: Eukaryota; Metazoa; Chordata; Actinopteri; Syngnathiformes; Syngnathidae.